Molecule: messenger RNA, 2925 nt
Organism: Echinococcus granulosus
Lineage: Eukaryota; Metazoa; Platyhelminthes; Cestoda; Cyclophyllidea; Taeniidae
Product: Serine/threonine-protein kinase SIK1
Exons: 10
Coding region: 1-2925 (974 amino acids)
Biological process (GO): intracellular signal transduction; microtubule cytoskeleton organization; protein phosphorylation
Cellular component (GO): cytoplasm
Molecular function (GO): protein serine/threonine kinase activity; tau-protein kinase activity; ATP binding
Source: RefSeq, a predicted model, not a curated record
AUGGUUAUUGACACCUCAAAUAGUAAAGCCGUAUCGGAAACGGCCAGGUCACCCAGAGCCGCAAAAGUGGACGAAUCAAAGGAUCUUGAAUCUCCGAGCAGCACUUCAUCCUCGACACAACAAACAACUGGAGGUCCUCAAAAGGUCGGUACCUACAUAAUCGAGAGGACUAUUGGGAAAGGCAACUUUUCGUUUGUUAAGCUUGCUCGUCAUACAGUAACCAAUGUCAAGGUUGCCAUAAAGAUUAUUGACAAAACUAAAUUAAAUGAGGAGAAUUUGAAAAAGGCUCAACGCGAAGCGGAUAUACUCAAAACCCUUCACCACCCAAAUAUUAUCAAAUUGUACCAAGUUAUGGAAUCGGAGAAACUUUUGUGUAUAGUCACUGAAUACCUCCCUAAUGGUGAACUUUAUGAGUACAUAGCAAAGAAUGGUUACUUGAAUGAGCAGGUGGCACGACACAAAUUCAUGGAGAUCCUCUCGGCGGUGGAGCAUUGCCACCUCAACAGUGUCGUCCACAGGGACUUGAAGGCAGAAAACAUGCUCUUGGAUCAGCACAUGUCCAUUAAAUUGGCUGACUUCGGAUUCGGGACCUUCCAGCCCAGUGGACCCGAUCUUCUGCUGACUACGUGGUGUGGCAGUCCCCCCUACGCCGCACCGGAGAUCUUCAAGGGUGAGCCCUAUCUUGGUGUAUCGGCAGAUAUUUGGAGCCUCGGUGUGAUCCUUUACGUCCUUGUCUGCGGUGUGUUGCCCUUUAAUGCUCAAGAGGUCUCGUGCCUCCGACGCCAAGUCCUUGAGGAACCCGUCAGGGUACCCUACUGGCUUUCGAUGUCUUGUGAAGACUUGUUGAAACGGAUGCUAGCCAAAUCGCCGAGCAAGCGGCCUUCCAUAGCCGAGAUUUACAACUCCAAGUGGCUCUCAGAAAUCAUUGACCCUGGCUUGGUGCCCUUCCCCCUCGCUCUAGAUGAGCCCGAUUCGGCGGCGGGUCGUGAGCACCUCUCCGCCUCACUGGGCUCGACCUCCGCUUUCACCGCCACCGCCGCCUCCUACCUGUCCGAUCGGUUGCGCUCCUCUUUUGUCUCGCCCCCAUCUCCCACACUGGCAGCGGAGAUGAAGGUGGACGUGUAUCUUUACCUGGUAAAAGCCAUCACUACACUUACCCUUACUGUCAGUUUCCACGUUAGGGGCAUGCAACCCAUUUUAAUUGUAACUAACCCUGGUACCGGUGAUUCUAUUGACAAUGCUUUCCUCCUGAUUUGGGCGGGGAAACUCGACCAAACAGUAAUUCAAAUCAUGGAGAACUCAGGCAUCGAUCGUAGCCAGCUCCUCGAAUCUCUGGGACGUUGUGCCUACGAUCACCUAACCGCCACCUAUCUGCUUCUGGGCGAAUCACUUCGCACUAAUCGGCAUAGUUUGCCGCAGACCCUUGCCCCACGCACCGAAGAGAUUGAGGUGCUACGUCAGGCACGCAAUCGGCAGCCACAACAGCAUCAUCAUCACCACCAUCACCACUACCACUACAAUCACCACCAACAGCGGCCACACGCUCGUUCCUCCUGUCCUUCAGGUGGAGUUGCCGUGGAACUGCUCCUUCAACAACACCUCCCCACGUGGUACCAGCACGAGGUGUCGGAGCGUCGGGGACUCUAUUUCGGUGUGAAGGACUCGCCUUCCAUCUCCAUUGCUACUACGGCUGCCGCUAAUGCCGGUGGUGCUGCUGUCGACCCUGGCAGUGGCAACAGCAGUGCAAGUGGUGGAAAUCCCACUGGUAACACUUUUAUGAGCCCCGGCAGUGGCGGUGGCGGCGGCGAUAGUGCUGGUAAUGGUGGUGGUGUGAGUGAAGUCUCCAUCUUUCCCUCUUCCCAUCCCCAUCAGGGCUUCCUCUUCGGACCGACUCUGCCCCGUGUGGCUGAGUUUGCAGGGCCCAGUGGUGGUGCUGCAGUCGGUGUCGGUCUCCGACGCACCGACGCUUCGCCCUCACCACCUGCCUCGCCGAUUAAUCUGAGCAGUCGCAAUGCUGAGGGUGACUGCUUUGAAUCCGAUUGGUUUCCUUACCAAUCGGAGGGUGUGGCCUCCUCGCCUGCGCCUAUCUUCUCUUUCGGGGGUGAACUAACUCCUAGGCAAAGUAGUCGCUCGAUAUUCGGAGCCCCCUCCUAUACAGUGAAUCCCCUCCGCACUGCAAACGCAGUAUUCUCCUUCUCCGCUAAUCCAUCGGAGUCAGUUGAGGUGUGUACGACGGCCCUCCAACACGCCAACGUCUCGAAUCCCUUCGGUGGGCACCAGACUGCUGCACACGAGACCGAUCUCGCCUAUCCUCUGCCCCCUCCGACCAUGCCUCCAACCUCAGGCGACGCCAAUCCUCACUCUCACCAUCAACAGCGUCGGUACAGUGCUACUGGUGCAACUACCCGCCUCCUCCAUCUUCCCCCACCCCUUCUACAGUGCGCUUGUGAGUCUCAGCACCUAUACGAGAAGUCUGUCAACGAUGAACACACCAGUGGUCUAGGCAGCUCCAUCGAGGCUGACUCACAUCACUCCAGCUUCUCCCAGCCCACUGCUGUUGCUCCUUGCCUUGCUGCCACACAUUUUACCCCCAUGGAGACGAGUUUCAAUGAGGACGGAGGCAUCGACAUCCCUGCUCGUGCGUCUCGUAAACAUAUUUCCGCACACUCUCCACUCCAAUCGUCCUCCGCCUCGUCGUCUGCGGCGGCAGCUGCUGCCGCUGCAGCGGCGGCGGCGGCGGCUGCGGCACUGGUGAUUGGAUGUCCACGUCGCAAGUUCGGUGUGAGUGAGCGUCCACCGGCACUGGCGGAGCAACUGAGCCGGUUUCAGGGUUUUGCGCAGUUCGGCCAGUUGCAUCAACUGGCAGCUAAGAGUGUGGGCGAUCAACAACCACCGGCUCAGCCCUACAACGGCAUGGACUUUUGA